GAACACCCCUGUCCUUUCUGAAGAUUGGAACCAUGGCGGCGGCGGCGGCGGAUGCAGCAGUGAAAGUGGCAGAAAUCCGCGAUUUGACACGGAUCGAGCGAAUUGGUGCACAUUCACACAUUCGUGGACUAGGCCUAGAUGACACGCUUGAACCACGACAGACCUCCCAAGGGAUGGUGGGUCAGCUGCAAGCCAGAAGGGCAGCUGGUGUUGUUCUAGAAAUGAUCAAAGGAGGAAAAAUUGCUGGUAGAGCUAUCCUUUUGGCUGGGCAACCUGGAACAGGGAAGACAGCCAUUGCCAUGGCCAUGGCUCAGGCAUUGGGUACAGAUACCCCUUUUACAACAUUGGCCGGUUCAGAGAUCUUCAGUCUAGAAAUGUCCAAGACAGAGGCACUCACACAAGCCUUCAGGAAGUCUAUUGGAAUCAGGAUAAAGGAGGAGACAGAAAUCAUUGAGGGAGAGGUUGUGGAGAUUCAGAUUGAUCGACCAGCAACAGGAACGGGAGCUAAAGUUGGGAAACUGAUUAUGAAAACCACUGAGAUGGAAACUAUAUAUGAUUUGGGCAAUAAGAUGAUUGAAUCCCUUACUAAAGAGAAAAUCCAAGCAGGAGAUAUAAUCACAAUUGACAAGGCCACUGGGAAGAUAACAAAGUUAGGUCGUUCAUUCACAAGAGCCCGGGAUUAUGAUGCCAGUGGACCUGAAACGCGUUUCAUCCAGUGUCCUGAAGGAGAGCUUCAAAAGCGUAAAGAGGUCAUUCACACUGUCAGUUUGCAUGAAAUUGAUGUAAUCAAUUCCCGAACUCAGGGCUUCCUCGCUCUUUUCUCAGGCGAUACAGGAGAGAUAAAAUCAGAAGUGAGAGAACAGAUCAAUGCUAAAGUUUCUGAAUGGAGGGAAGAAGGGAAAGCUGAUAUCAUCCCUGGUGUACUCUUCAUUGAUGAAGUUCACAUGCUUGACAUUGAGUGCUUCUCAUUUCUGAAUCGUGCUUUGGAGAAUGAAUUGGCACCUGUGGUCAUCAUGGCUACUAAUAGAGGGAUCACUCGAAUUCGAGGCACACAUUACUCCUCUCCUCAUGGCAUUCCUUUGGAUCUACUUGAUCGUACAAUCAUUAUCUCUACUUCCCCCUAUGAUGAAAGGGACAUCAGAGAUAUCUUAAAGAUCAGGUGUGAAGAAGAAGACUGUGAGAUAUCUGAUGAUGGGUUAUUGAUUCUGACUCGAAUUGGAAUGGAGGCUUCUCUUCGGUAUGCCAUUCAGCUGAUCAGCCUAGCAUAUCUUGUUGCCACACGGCGAAAGGGGACUGAGAUCACUGUAGAGGAUAUCAAGAAGGUCUACACCCUGUUUUUGGAUGAAGUGCGUUCCACUGCAUUCCUUAAGGAAUAUCAAGACCAGUUCAUGUUCCAUGAAAAUCCUGAACAGAGUAAGUUUCCUUUAUUUACCUAUAUCAUCUACUCCAUCUCAAUGCCAUUAACCCAUUUGCAUUGA
Molecule: messenger RNA, 1478 nt
Organism: Darwinula stevensoni
Lineage: Eukaryota; Metazoa; Arthropoda; Ostracoda; Podocopida; Darwinulidae
Source: the annotation of a GenBank genome assembly